UAUGAUUUUAUAAUAUAGGAAAUAGGAAAAUAAUUUUAAAAGAAGUACCUAUAACAAAUUAAUUUUCACUGUUGCUAUUUGCUGUCCAUAGAAAAAAUAAAGAUUGCUAUUAAAAUGAAAGAAGGGAUAUAAGGAUUCCCAGAAUUCUUUUAUUAAUCACUAUCAGUAAGAAUAAUUAGGUAGGUACUCAAAAUGUAGAAUGUAGCAUUUCAGUUUGUUGUGCAAUAUUAUAUUUAUUUUUUUUUGAUACCGCGCAUCUCGUGGAGGGAGGAUUAAUAAUAUCGCUUGGCCCCCAAUAAAUAUAUACUUGAAUCCAAGAAUUAAGGAAUUAUAGUUAUAAUAGAAAUAGAUAUAAAGGUAUAGUCUGUGAUUCAUUAUUGAUAGAAGAGUGACAGUUGUAGAUUUUUUUAUAGUUUGAAAGUUUAAGGAUCUUAUUGUAAGACUAAUAUUAAAUAAUGGAGAAUAUUAAUAUUUUUACUGAAAUAUUCGAACUUAUUGGCGAAGAGGUCAAAAGUGUGCAAUUGGACGACAGUGAAAAAGAAGAAGAUUGCUUGGAAGUAGCAAUGCCAACAUUUAUCAAACAAUUAUCCGCUGAAACAGAAACUGAAAGAGAUAAAGUUCAACUAUGCUGUAUAAAUCGAGGAAAAUCUAGAGAAAGAGUAGAAAUGUCGCUUUCUACCGAACAUCUUAAAAAUGAUAAUUAUUUAGAACUAAAAGUCAAUAAUAACGAUGAUUUAAAUGAACAUAUUUUAUCUUCAAGUGAGUCAGAAAAUUCACUUGAUGACUUAUGGGAGUUAGAUGAUAGUUUAAUACCCAAACAAAGGAAAAAAAUGUCAAAAAAGACAAAACUGAAAAAAAUAAAAACAAAAAUAAUGAAACAAGAGGACGAUGUUAAGAAAAAAGAAUUAAUAAAACUAAUUACUAAAGGUGAUCUUGAAAAAUUAAUAUCAUUAAUAUACGAUCUUAUAGAUUUAACAAAACAAGAAGAAAUUCAUCAAAAAUUUUCUGAAGUGAUUAAUGAAACAGUAGAUGAUCAUUCCAAUACAUUACUACAUGUAGCAGCAAUAACAGAACAAACAGAUGUGUUAGAGUUUUUUCUAAGAAAUGACGCUAAUCCCUGCUUAAAAAAUAAAUAUCAGAAAACUGCGUAUACGUGUACCAAAAGUAUAAAAGUUAGAGAGAUUUUAAAACAAUUCGCUAGAGAUGUCCCAUACAAAUUCAAUUAUAAUAAUGCAAAAAUUCCCAUCGAUUCCGAUACAAAUCAAGUAAUGGUCGAUGUGAAAGAAGCCAUGCGGAAAAUCAUGAAAGAGAUAGAAAGAGAACAUGAAAAAGAAAAUGAAAAUAAAAAGAAGGAAAAAAAGAUUAUAAAAGCUGCUAAAAGAAAAAUUAUGAGUAAAUCUGGAAAAAGUACUGAUUGUUUGGUGGUAGCUGAAAUGGAAACUAAAAGAAAUAAAGUUCGUACAUAUUGUAUAAAUCGAGCAAAAUAUAGAGAAAUAGUAGAAAUGUCCAAUUCUACCGAACAUCUUAAAAAUGAUAUUGAUUUAGAACUAGAAGUCAAUGAUAUCAACGACGUAAAUGAAAAUUGUUUGUCUACAAAUGAAUUAGAAAAUUCACUUGAAGACUUAUGGGAAUUCGAUGAUAGUUUAAUCCCAGAACAAAGGAAAAAAUUGACAAAAAAGACAAACCCGAAAACGAGCCAAACAAAAGAAUUAAACGAAUUAAAGGCUGCUAAGAAAAAGAAAUUGAUAAAACUAAUUACUAACGGUAAUGUUCAUAAAUUAAUGAUGUUAUUAUACGAACUUAUAAAUUUAACAAAACAGAGAGAUGAAAUUGAUACAAAUUUUUGCGAAUUGGUUAAUAAAAAAGUAGAUGAUCACUCUAAUACAUUACUACAUAUAGCAGCGUUAAAAGAACAAACGGAUGUGAUUACGUUUUUAUUACAAUUCGACGCUAACCCCUGCUUAAAAAAUAAAUAUCAACAAACUGCUUAUACGUGUACCCAAAGCAUAAAAGUAUCGCAUGAAAAAGUUUCUCUCGAGUAA
Messenger RNA from Psylliodes chrysocephalus, 2042 nucleotides. The record is from the annotation of a GenBank genome assembly. NCBI's taxonomy places the organism in Eukaryota, Metazoa, Arthropoda, Insecta, Coleoptera, Chrysomelidae.